Molecule: messenger RNA, 354 nt
Organism: Dovyalis caffra
Lineage: Eukaryota; Viridiplantae; Streptophyta; Magnoliopsida; Malpighiales; Salicaceae
Source: the annotation of a GenBank genome assembly
AUGGAAGAAGGAGUAUUUUUGAACAAGUUCCUGGAUAACAAGCCUAAGGGUUUUCUUAUUGAUGAUAGGGACGAUAUUGAUGAUAGUGACGAUAUUGAUGUGAGUGACGAUAUCGACCGUGACCUUGAUACGGAGCUGGAGCUUCUAACUAGGAUGAAUGCACUAACUAUGGAUAUGAUGCCGGAAAUAGACCGAUUUUAUAUCACCCUUCAAUUCGAAUUAGCAAAAGCAAUGUCUCCUUGCAUAAUAUGGAUUCCAAACAUUCAUAACCCGUCAUCCCUACCUAUUACUUCACCUCUGAGCAAUACAAUAACAAGAGAUCAAUUGAGAUCAAUUAAAAUUAGACAUACCUAA